AAGAGCCUUGGCGCCAGUGUGGUGCUGAAUGUGUUCUUUCACAGGUGUUAAGUACUCAUCGAGCUAAGAUUGCGGCUUUCUUCUUUUAUGCAGCUAGCGAAAUGCGGGCGCCGCUCUGUCUCGGAAAACUUUGAACUGCACGGAUUUUGCAGCUCUAUCCACCUUGUUUAUUAUAUUUUCGAAUGAUGGCUGUUCCCGUCUUCUUUUGCCUCAUAUUCCUCCUCUUGCCGUUCGUAGUGCGAUCUGGAACACCUAUUCUCCCUCUACCUGACCUUCUCCAACCGAAAAGGCUGGACAAAUAUCCGUCACCUACCGAUUCCGAUUUGCAUAUUCCUUCUCUUCGAAAGAAGUUGGGUGAAUACUACGAGCCAGCACUUAUGUCGAUACAACCCAAGUUUUCUGUUAGGUGGAAGAAAAGUAUGAUAGUAGCUCAUAGAAUCGGAAGUAGAUUACGGAGAGCCGUACUGAACAUACGAGGUCUAAACGGAAAGAAGAAACGGAAAUUGUUGAAAAGUCUGGCAAGGAUUACUCGUUGCCAGUUAUACGAACGAUGGGAAGAUUUGGGCGAACGCUACUGGCCAAGGUGGGUUAAACAGACAACUUGCGAACGUACAAGGAAAAAGUCAUGUUCUAUUCCAACUGGAAUGUAUUGUACUGACGGAAAGACGGUUUCGUACAAAUUAUUGUAUUGGUAUUGCGAAACCACAAAAGUUUGCAAUUGGGUGAAAAUUAUUUGGCCCGUUACUACAAAGUGCACAUGCGCUUGCUCGAAUUAUUAG
Molecule: messenger RNA, 779 nt
Organism: Dimorphilus gyrociliatus
Lineage: Eukaryota; Metazoa; Annelida; Polychaeta; Dinophilidae
Source: the annotation of a GenBank genome assembly